CCUGAAAUUUACAAAUUUACAAAACAUCGUCACUGCAAGCGACAUGUUCAGCACGUCGAUUUCUACUGACGUCACGAUUGUGCGCCUGCGCACAACGAUACAUUGCAUAGCAACAGCGGUGAAGCAGAAGGUCAACUCGUAUCUGUGCCGUUACAACGGGAAAGAACGCCGGUUUUCAGUGGCCUCUUGUCGAACACUAUGGACGGGUUUGAUCAAUUCAACGACUCGGAGAAGGCAGAGGCGUCCGAGCUGCAGCGUAUGAUCGCGAUAGAGCAACAAAAAGCGCAGUUCCAGGCCCAGGUGCACACCUUCACCGACGUCUGCUGGGACAAGUGCGUGGACAGUCCGGGCUCCAAGCUCGACCACCGGACGGAGACGUGCCUGGUGAGCUGCGUGGAGCGUUUCAUCGACACCACCCUGAGCAUCACCAACCGCUUCACACAGAUGGUCCAGAAGGGCGCUCAUUGAUGAAGACGAAGAGCGCCUCAAAGAGGAAAACCGGGCCAAGGACGUGAACUAGAUGUUUUGUGGCGGCGGGAGGCUGCGGGCAUGGAGGACGUGUGCCGAGACGUAGCCUUUUGAAUUUCCUAUCAUGUAACAUCAGUGUGCUCGUGUCCGCCAUCCUGUCUGAUCCUCGUAUCUGACUAAAAAGAAGGCGGGGAAGGAAGGAAGGAAUUGAAUGAAGGAAUCCAGCCAUCGAGUGGCCGCUUCUUCUGCUGUCAUCAUGGGACCUUAUUUUAAAAAGAAUGUUGAUCCUGGUUCGGUUGACACGUGAAUUAAACAUAUGGUGUUUGUCAAUUAAAAUAUUACUUUAGAAGAC
Molecule: messenger RNA, 820 nt
Organism: Pungitius pungitius (ninespine stickleback)
Lineage: Eukaryota; Metazoa; Chordata; Actinopteri; Perciformes; Gasterosteidae
Gene: timm8b
Product: translocase of inner mitochondrial membrane 8 homolog B (yeast)
Exons: 3
Coding region: 199-468 (89 amino acids)
Source: RefSeq, a predicted model, not a curated record